Populus nigra (black poplar) is the source of this 1040-nucleotide messenger RNA. Its product is annotated as PRA1 family protein B3-like. The coding region runs from base 209 to 844 and encodes 211 amino acids. The transcript has a single exon. Gene Ontology annotation, cellular component: endoplasmic reticulum; Golgi apparatus. Gene Ontology annotation, biological process: vesicle-mediated transport. NCBI's taxonomy places the organism in Eukaryota, Viridiplantae, Streptophyta, Magnoliopsida, Malpighiales, Salicaceae. The record is from RefSeq and is a predicted model, not a curated record.
AUCGCCCAGUUUAAUUUUCGUUAUCAUACCGAUCGAUACAUCGAAUAAUAUCCCUUCGAAUCUCCAAUAUCUCUCUCUCUCUCUCUCUCUCUCUCCCGAUUCUCGAAUGCCAUUAGCCUUGUUCCUCUAGACUCUCUCUCGCUCUUGAGGUAAAGAUCUCAUAACGAACACCACGCAUUUUCCACACUAGGUUUCACGCGCCGCCAAAAUGUCCUCUCCUACAAUCCCAAUCUCAAAUCCCCCAACCCUAUCCCAACCCCCGAUAGCAACUCCCGCUUUCCGCACUUUCCUCUCUCGCCUCUCCAUCUCCAUCCGCCAAGGCUUCUCUCAACGCCGCCCAUGGUACGAGCUUAUAGACCGAUCCUCCAUGGCCCGACCCGACUCUAUCUCCGAAGCCGCAACCCGCAUCCUAAAAAAUCUCUCUUAUUUCAAAGUCAAUUACAUAACCUUACUCGCACUUAUACUCGCUUUUUCCCUCCUUUCUCACCCCCUCUCCCUCCUCGCCCUUCUAUCACUCCUUGCCUCUUGGAUUUUCCUCUACCUCUUUCGACCGUCAGAUCAGCCUUUGGUUAUUCUCGGCCGUACAUUCUCGGAACGUGAGACGCUGGGGAUUCUUGUUGUUUUGACGAUUGUUGUUAUUUUCUUGACAAGCGUAGGAUCGCUCUUGAUCUCCGCUUUGAUGGUUGGGUUUGCUCUUGUUUGUGCUCAUGGCGCGUUUAGGGUUCCUGAUGAUUUGUUUCUUGAUGACCAGGAACCUGCUAGUGCUGGUUUCUUGUCUUUCCUUGGCGGCGGCGCCUCUUCCGCCGCUGUUGCGGCUGCUCCUGCUGUUGUCGCUCGUGUUUGAUGGUGAUUGAACACGGUUUGGUUUCUGUUUUAGAUUAGUGGUGAAAAGAUUCAAUGGUAGAACAAUUGCAAAAGAUUUUAUUAGGGUUUUGUAGAUCGGAAUGAAUUGGAAAUUUGAUGCAUCAUUAGAUCUUUCAAGUAAUUGAUCUUGUAAUGAUGAAUUUGAUAGUUUCAAGCUUUUUGUUUCUAAUUUUAAA